AUGUCACCUCCCAUCCUCUCAUCACCCUUCCUAAACCUCAACACCAUCAAUACCAUCCUCUCUUCCCCUACGCCCAUUCCCAUCGAACAGCGUAUACAGCUAUUGGAAGCCAAUAUCCACCUUCUCACUUCAUCACUGCCCGCCUCCAUCAAGUCUGCUACCACUAUCUCGGAUCAGCGGUCACGUUCCGAAAUCUCGGAGAGAGACAGAGCUACAUUGGACAUUGACAAAAACAGAGUAGACCUUGGACGAACAUAUCUCAGUCAGAAGGUACCGGACUAUAUCAAAGCUGAGAUGGAAUUUGGCAUCGUAGACAGAAACUGUAAGAGCAUACUGAAACGUAUCGAGAGGAGCUUGACUAGGCAUGAUGGUGAAGUAAGCUCAGGCAGCCAUAACAAGGAGGAACCGCCAGGUGAGGCUUGGGUAGACGAAUUGAAACGGGUCAGGAUAGAUGCUCUAAAAGGGAUGAUUUCGGUCGAAGAAGGACUAGGUAGAGAAGCUAGAGCUGAGAGGUGGAGAAAGGCUAUCGAAGGCUUAGAAGGACAGGCGAAUAUCCCAAUCUGA
Kwoniella botswanensis is the source of this 564-nucleotide messenger RNA. RefSeq lists its product as uncharacterized. Bases 1 to 564 code for a protein of 187 amino acids. The record is from RefSeq and is a predicted model, not a curated record. NCBI's taxonomy places the organism in Eukaryota, Fungi, Basidiomycota, Tremellomycetes, Tremellales, Cryptococcaceae. The transcript has a single exon.